GAAGAAGAAGAAGCAGCAGCAGCAGCAGCAGCAGCAGAACCCUCUCACAAAAAAUACAAAACCCUCGAGAGCUCAAUCCCCAUCGCUAAAAAGCGUCGCUUUUCCUGAAGCGCCGCUACCUCCCACACCUCUCUCUCUAUCUCUAUCUCCUCUCUAAUGGCGACGAGACCCGUGAGCUCGCCGACGCCCACCAAAGCCGCUCCCCUAGCGCCGAGCCGGGCAUUUCCAAGGAGAACCCCUCGUCCCUCCUUUACCCUUAUCCGCGCUUCCCAAUCCAUGGAGAGCCGAAACGAUCGUGUGUUUAAGGAGCUGGGUUUGUACUCCUUGAAAAAGAAAAUUGAAGAUGCUGUUAGUCGCGCCGAGAUGAUCGCACCAACUGCAUUGGAGUUGGAAGAAGCGAGGAGAAUCAGACAAGAAGAAGUGCUUCAUGAGUAUAAUUUGUGGGAUGAUCUAACAAGAUCUAAUGAAUCUCUUGCUGCUUUAGCUGAUGCUAUCAAGGUGGUUGAUGAUCUCAAGGACCUAAGAUAUAAGGCUGAAGAAGCAAAAUUGAUCACGCAGCUAGCGGACAUGGAUAUCAUAAAUCAUCAGCUUUUUAAGCAGGCCUACAAAGCCUCUUUAGAUGUUAGCAAAUUCCUUGAUCGUUAUGAGAUGUCCAAGCUUUUGAAUGGUCCAUAUGACAAGGAAGGAGCCUGUGUAACCAUCCAAGCUGGUUCAGAAGCCAUUGCUUCUGAGGUAUGGGCAGAGAAGAUCUUGUGCAUGUAUGCAAGAUGGGCUGAAAAGCAUGGUUUCAUGGGAAGGGUUGUUGAGAAGUAUCCAUUUAAAGGUGGUGGUGUCAGGUUGGCAACAAUAGAGUUUGAAUCAGAAUAUAUGUAUGGCUACCUUCUCGGAGAGAGGGGUACACAUCGAAUGGUCUGCAAUUCUCUCGAUGGUUCUGGAGUGGAUGAGGCAUGCUCAGCCCGAGUUGAUGUGAUCCCUCUCUUCCUUGAUGGACCUGUUGAUCUGCAUAUAGAUGAGAAUGAUAUAGAAAUCUCUUCCUGGAGUUGUGAAGAUAAGCAGCCCGGUUGCAGUAGUAAACCUGCGGUUACUGUUUGUCAUAUCCCAAGUAGCAUAACUGUUCAAAGUUCAGGUGAAAGAAGUCAUUUUGCUAAUAAGAUCAAGGCUAUGAACCGAUUGAAAGCGAAACUCCUUGUUGUAGCAUCCGAACACGGCGUAUCGGAUGUAAGGAGAAUCAAAAGGGGUGCUGUGGCGAGCGAGUGGGACCACGAAACGCGGGAAUACAUGUUUCGUCCGCAGAAGUCAGUUCGUGAUCUCAAGACGGGAAUCCAAUUGCUAGAUUUAAAUUCAGUUUUAGAUGGUAAUAUUGAUGCUUUUAUUAGCAGUCAUAUUAGCUUCAGGCAGGUAAGAUAGAUGAUGGGGUAGAGCAGUUGCUUUCCUGAUAAAGGCUUUUAGCUGCAUUACUGAUUUUUCCCCCUUCUUGUUCUUUUUUGUUGGAUGUUAUUUAUCUUACUUAUUGCUUAAUAAAGUUAUCAAUUACUUGUAUUUUAAACAAGUUAUUGAACUUACUGGCAGACCCUAAGAAAGACUGAAUAUCUCAUGCAACAUCUGUUUUUCUACUCAA
Molecule: messenger RNA, 1618 nt
Organism: Ananas comosus (pineapple)
Lineage: Eukaryota; Viridiplantae; Streptophyta; Magnoliopsida; Poales; Bromeliaceae
Product: peptide chain release factor PrfB3, chloroplastic
Exons: 6
Coding region: 157-1407 (416 amino acids)
Biological process (GO): translational termination
Molecular function (GO): translation release factor activity
Source: RefSeq, a predicted model, not a curated record